Carica papaya (papaya) is the source of this 1048-nucleotide messenger RNA. The record is from RefSeq and is a predicted model, not a curated record. Lineage: Eukaryota; Viridiplantae; Streptophyta; Magnoliopsida; Brassicales; Caricaceae.
GACAUAAAUCUUUUGUCUUCCUCCUAUAGUUCCUACCGGCUAUCACCAUUAUCAACUUGACUUGGAAACUCCUUCCCGUAAACAAGGAAAUUAGCGGGUAAUUGAGCAUUCCGAUUCUUAUAGCUUAUAUCCAUGUUUCCUCUUCUCUUCCAUGUAGACAGCUCUCGGUAUCUCGAACAGGUACGGAGAAAAAAGGCACGCAUGGUUCAUGAUGAUACAGUGUGUGUUGCUGUAGGGAAAGAUGUCGAAGAAAGCAAGUUGACUCUGUUAUGGGCACUGGAGAGUCUUCAAGCUAGGAAUAUUUGUAUUCUUCAUGUUCAUCAGCCAGCCCAGAUGAUCUGCAAAUUUCUCUACAAUAGUAAUUUCAGGGUUUAUAUGCAAAUGUAUGCAUGGGUGAUGUUCAUGUCAGUGCAGAUUUUUAUUUUUAAUGGGAAUUUUCUGAUGGACGAACUUGGAGAAGAUGAACUCAGGACAAUCAAAGAAGUGGAGGGAAAAGUUAUGCAUAGAAUUCUGGACGAUUACCUUGACAUUUGUCGCCGAGCAGGGGUGAAUGCGAAAAAACUUCUUAUUAAGAUAGAUGUUGUUGGAGAGGGAAUUGUGGACCUUAUUUGUCAGCAUAGUGCGAAGAAGCUUGUGAUGGAAGCAGCAGCUGAUAAGCAUUAUUCAGUGAGAAUGAUGGAUCUCAAGUCAAAUAAAGCUAAGUACGUGCUCCAGAAUGUGCCUCGUCCUUGUCAAAUUUGGUUUAUCUGCAGAGGGCAUCUCAUCCAUACAUGGAAUGAAAGCGACAUUGUUCAGCCUAUAUCUGAAGAUCAUCAUUCACCUUCAUCUAGUAUUCUGGAAGGAGGUGGUGACGAUCACUUCUAUAAUCAACUCUAAAAAGCUAUGGAGGAGGCUGAGAAAUUAAAAAAGAAGCAUUUGAAGAGUCUCUAAGACGCAUCAGAUCUGAAGUCUUAUUGAGGCUACCCGUAAGGCUCUAUCAUUGGAAAUCUUGUACAAUGAAGAGUUAAGACGCAGGAAAGAAAUUGUAGAAGUGUUAGCAAGAGAAAGA